AUGUCAAAAAGUUAUUACCCUUUCUUAAAGCCUUCAAAACAGACAUGAGUGCCUUGGAACAAGCUCACAACGCGCUCAUUCAGUCAAGAUCUUAACAAAGUUUUAAGGUCUUCCAGAGCAAAAAGCCCAUCAAUGCAAAAAAUCGCAGUCCAUAAUUCUUUACAGAUCUCCCCAAUUAAACCAAAGCCGCCAAAGCAUAGCCAAGACAAUUCUCCUACAUUUUCAAUAGAUUCCUCCUGCAACAUUUCUGCUGAUUUUUAUUUCCGUUUGCCUUCAUUUGUGAAAGAUUUAGACUCUGACCGAACAAGACCAAAAACUGCAAGGUCCAAAAGGAAUGUCGAGGUUGGAGAAACUCCUGACUCCUUUAUAGAAAAUUAUCACCCCAUUAAUAGAGGGUAUUCAAAAGAGCAAGCUGGGAGUAUGCUAAAGAAAAAACUAGAGCCGAGGCAAAUAAAAAUUGUUUUUAAGUCAUUUCAAACAAAAAGGUCCUUAUCUCCAAAGAAAAGGCCGAUGGAAUAUUAUUCAGCGAGAAAAUUACAGAAUAAAGAAAGUGCAAGAAAAGAAGAACCAGUUGUUGUAGGAAGUAAAGUAAAGAGAUAUUAUAUGGAAAAACCAAUGACUGAAAGAGAAAGACAUCGAGAUUCGACGAGGACUGAUAUUUUUAUGACAGAUGAAAUGUUUAUGAUGCCUAAGUUUUCAGUGUAA
Molecule: messenger RNA, 705 nt
Organism: Blepharisma stoltei
Lineage: Eukaryota; Ciliophora; Heterotrichea; Heterotrichida; Blepharismidae
Source: the annotation of a GenBank genome assembly